Molecule: messenger RNA, 2729 nt
Organism: Oncorhynchus kisutch (coho salmon)
Lineage: Eukaryota; Metazoa; Chordata; Actinopteri; Salmoniformes; Salmonidae
Gene: il22ra2
Product: interleukin 22 receptor, alpha 2
Exons: 6
Coding region: 41-736 (231 amino acids)
Biological process (GO): cytokine-mediated signaling pathway
Cellular component (GO): plasma membrane
Molecular function (GO): protein binding; cytokine receptor activity
Source: RefSeq, a predicted model, not a curated record
GAACCAGGUCUGUAUGUCAUAAUAACGCGCUACAGCUAACAUGGCAUCCCUCCUGAUCCCCACUCUACUGCUGUGCUACAGCUCGCUCAGUCGCUGCUCAGAGAGCAAAGAAUAUCCUCUAGAUGUCUUCGCCCCACAGGAGGUGAAAUUCCACUCCCUAGACUACAGAAAUGUCUUGCAUUGGAAGCAACAUGCCAACUCUACCAACGACCAACAAUACUUUGUCCAGUGGAAAGUAUAUGGGGAGAAGCAGUGGACCAAUGCAAAGGAGUGUCAUGGCAUCAGCCGGCUGCUCUGUGACCUGAGCAAGGAGACAUCCAACUCCAGAGAAUGGUACUACGCCAGGGUCCAUGCAGCCCACUCAGGGACCCAAUCAUCAUGGGUCAUAUCUGCCAGAUUCAACCCUAAGUGGGAGACCUCUGUCAGCCCACCGACUAUGAAACUUCAUGUGACGGAGAAAGGCAUUGUCGUCCGGCUCAAGCCUCCACGCUCUCCCCACAGGAGACCUAAUGGCAGCUGGAUCAGUGUGAGGAGGCUGCAAAGAAUGUCAUUUACUAUACACCUCAUGCAGAGUGAUGUUGAGGAGGAAACAUUUGAAAUGGAGGGCUGUGCCAAACAGUUCCUGAUCUCAGAUCUGAGCCCCGGGACCACCUACUGCCUGACGGCCGAGAGUCGCUUGCACCUGCUGGGCCGUAGAAGCACCCGGAGCCCUAGGGCCUGCAUCACCACACUGUGAGGGCCAGGAUCUAAUGUCUUCCCCCAGGGGAAAAUGUAGCCCUGGAUUUCUCUGCCAAACCGGAAACUCAACAUGAUACUGUGACAAUCAAACCUCACUUGAAGUAUACACUGAUUUAUCCAUUAUUACCUCAGGUACUGCACAGGGAUGCACUUUUAGGAUCCUUCACAUUUCUUUCAUCGAUAACUUUUGUUGACUAAUGUUGUACUUAAAACAAUGAGUAGACACCAAACAAUUAAACAUUGUGAUAUGUCAUCAAUAAUUAAAUUACAGCACACAUAGCAGGGGUAGGUAACUAGAUUCAGCCACGUGCUGAUUUUUGUCAGAGUGGAUGGUUGUGGGGGUUAGAACACAAUUAUAAUAAUUUGUGCACUGCAGAUUGACCACAACUAAGCCAAAAAUGAGAUUUCCUAAAUCAAAAUCAUUUUUAGAUGAAUUCUUGGUGAUUUGAAAGUAUUAUUUUUUUAACCAAAAACGUAACAUUUUGGGAGGACAAAAUAUCCCACUUGCGGACUGCCUGUUGCAAAUUAAAAUGAAAGGGGGAUACCUAGUCAGUUGCACAACUGAAUGCAUUCUGCCAAAAUGUGUCUUACGCAUUUAACCCAACCCCUCUGAAUCAGAGAGUUGCGGGGGCUGCCUUAAUCAAUGUCCACAGGAGCAGUUGUUGUUGGGGGUUAACUGCCUUGCUCAAGGGCAGAAUGGCAGAUUUGUCCACCUUGCUGGCUCUGGGAUUUGAAUCAGCAACCUGGCCCAACGCUCUUAACCGCGAGGCUACUUGCCGCCUCACUAUGCUAAUAGGUAGAUAUUGAUAAAGCACAAUCAUUCCUAUCCUUGUGUAGUUGGUGCUUAUGUAGUUGGGGUGGGGUUGCACUGUAGGAUAGAUGUGAAGGAGCUCUGCUGUUCUCUGCAGUCUGUGUUGACGAGGGACAAAACAACCUACCGUCUCCUAUAUAAUUGCUAAGGUUGCUUUUACACAGGCAGCCCAAUUCUGAUAUUUUUUUCACUAAUUGGUCUUUUGACCAAUCAGAUCAGCUCUGAAAAAUACUUGACGUGAUUGGUCAAAAGACCAAUAAUGGGGAACAAAGAUCAGGCUGCCUGUGUAAACACCGCCAUAGAAUCCCAGUAAAUUACAGUCUCCUGGGUCCUGAUUACAUUGACAUGUAAUCAAUGAAUGUAAUGAAUCAAUAAUUCAAAUAAUGAAUCAGUUUUACUAGCACUGGUUUAGCAGAAAGCUGCUUUUUAAAAUUUGCAAUGACUGAUAUGUGGUUGUCUUACCUACCUUACUUGAAUGCACUGACUCUAAGUUGCUCUGGAUAAGUGUCUGCUAAAUUACUCAUUACACUGUCUGUAUUCAACUGCAAAUAAAACCUACUCAUUUUGCUUUGACAAACAUAUCCUUGCGGAUAUCUUUAUUGAGGUUGAUUUACAGAAGGGACACUAAUAAUUCAAAACAAAUAUGAACAAUAAUUGUUUAUCUUAUACUACAGUCAUCUCAGACAACAAUUCAAAUCUACAAUUCAUAAAUUGCAAUUUCAGAUCGUACAACAAAUCCUUUUGUGUAAGAUCAACAGUCCAUUUGAUCGCUCUUUAUGAAUGCAUCCUACCUCAUACUGUAUCUUUAACAUCAUAUCACUAUAGAUUUGUUCUGUUUCCACCAACCUGUAUGGAGCAUGACACGGGACAGAAUCAUAUAUUUCACAUUUCAUUAUUCAGUCUUACGCAUGCAGCAACAAUUUUAACCCUGAAUAAAAUUACUCUCACUAUUAUGCUCUGACUUAAAUUGUUUUGAAUUGUAACAGAAUGGCAAUAUGUUUUCAGACUGGUUUUUGAUAAACAUCAAAUGUGUGUAUAAUACAUAUAUAAUAGGAUUUUUUGUUUUUACAAAUCAUACAUUUUCAUGUUUUACAGGUUUAACCUCCUCUAUGAAGGAAAAAAAUCUUAUUACAAUGUAUUCAAUUUCUUGGGAUAAACACAAUACAGAUGAUUCAUUCAG